UCUACCACUUAUAGAGUUCACUUAUAACAACAGUUUCCACUCAAGCAUAGGAAUGGCUCCAUAUGAGGCUCUAUAUGGGAGAAGGUGUAGAACCCCGUUGUGUUGGUAUGAGAAUGGAAAUUCCUUAGUUUUGGGUCCAGAGGUAAUUCAACAAGCAACUGAGAAGAUUAAAAUGAUCAGGGAAAAGAUGAAAACUUCUCAAGAUAGGCAGAAAAGUUACUAUGAUAAACGAAGGAAACCCCUUGAGUUUGAAGAAGGAGAUCAUGUUUUCUUGAAAGUUACACCUGUAACUGGGGUUGGUAGAGCUAUCAAAUCUAGGAAACUUACACCCAAAUUCAUAGGUCCUUAUCAAAUCCUUAAAAGAAUUGGUUCUGUCGCAUACCAAAUUGCUUUACCUCCAAACCUUUCAAAACUUCAUAAUGUUUUUCAUGUGUCUCAACUUCGUAAAUAUAUUCAUGACCCUUUUCAUGUGAUAGAACCUGAUAUAGUACAAAUACGAGAAAACCUUACUUAUGAUGUGCUUCCUGUAAGGAUUGGAGAUCGAAGGAUUAAACAACUUCGAGGAAAGGACAUACCUUUGGUAAAGGUAUUGUGGAAUCAACAAGAUGAAGGUGAUGCAACUUGGAAAUUAGAAAGUAAUAUGAGAGAGAUGUAUCCCCAUCUUUUUACAACAACGUGA
Vigna unguiculata (cowpea) is the source of this 679-nucleotide messenger RNA. NCBI's taxonomy places the organism in Eukaryota, Viridiplantae, Streptophyta, Magnoliopsida, Fabales, Fabaceae. The record is from RefSeq and is a predicted model, not a curated record.